CAGGGGCGGACUGACUAUUUGGAAACUCGGGCACUGCCCAAGGGCCCGGGGUCAGUAGGGGGCCUCAUGAGAUGCCUCUGGUUCCUUUUUCAUAGGCUUUUUUGAGUUUGGGCAAGGACACAGGGGCCCCAUGAUCCCCUAUUGCCCGGGGGCCCCAUGAGUUGUCAGUCCGCCCCUGUCUAUGAGUGAUUGGUCAGUUGUCAUUGUUUUAGGACCAGACAUUUUGCUUGUCAGU
This is a messenger RNA of Staurois parvus, 235 nucleotides long. The record is from the annotation of a GenBank genome assembly. Lineage: Eukaryota; Metazoa; Chordata; Amphibia; Anura; Ranidae.